AUGCAGAUCAAGGUCUACUACAGUGCAGAUGCAGGCAAGUUUGCUUCACUCAGUGUGCAGCCGACGGACACGGUCAAGGCUGUGAAGCAGAAGAUCAUCGCGCUGCAUGCGCCGCCGGACUGGGCCAAUGAAGCGCUCUUGUCCGAGAAAGGCUCCCAGAAUUACUUCGAGAACAGGAAGCAGCUUGCGCAGUGCGGUGUCCAGGAUGGGGCAACGCUGAAGUUUGCCUACGCCCGGAACCUCACGACUUUGGAGAAGGUGGAGCUUAGCUGUCAGGGUGUCGGCACUGGCACUUACCAGCUCCCAGCGAUGGCCAUCAGUACGCUUCCCGCGGAAUUCUCGGGAGCCUAG
This is a messenger RNA of Symbiodinium natans, 351 nucleotides long. The record is from the annotation of a GenBank genome assembly. Lineage: Eukaryota; Dinophyceae; Suessiales; Symbiodiniaceae.